AGUAGAAGGCAUCCACAACCACAAGGGAACAGCUUAUGUUUUACGUCAAUCAAAACGAAGUGAACCCGUGAUCUGGUCAAGGAAAUGAGGACACUCUUUUAUUAAUAUUUAAUUAAAUAUUCUUGCCUUAUAAUAUUAGUACGUGAUCUGGUCAAGGUCUUAUCUGGCGUAUAAUAUAACCGUGCCUCCAACAACACGACCAAGAAAACGAGCCACGAUGGUUUCCAAGACGGUUGAGCUGCUAAGAGAGGAGAUCCCUGUGAAACAACAACCUCUCACUUUGUCUGGAGACACUAAAACAGGCCUCGUCCUCGUCGACCUUGUCAACGGCUUCUGCACAGUUGGGGCUGGCAAUCUCGCGCCCAAAGAACCAGAUGAGCAAAUUUCUAAGAUGGUGGAGGAAUCAGUGAGGCUUGCCAAAGCGUUCUCUGAGAAGAAGUGGCCAAUUUUCGCUUUCUUUGAUUGCCAUUACCCGGAUAGACCCGAACCCCCUUAUCCGCCGCACUGUCUUACAGGAACUGAUGAAGCAAAAUUGGUUCCAGAUCUCCUUUGGUUGGAAAAUGAACCAAAUGCUACACUCAGGCGCAAAGAAUGCACUGACGGAUUCCUUGGAUCAAUUGACAAAGAUGGCUCUAAUGUCUUCAUUGAUUGGGUGAAGAAUAAUCAGAUAAAACAAAUUUUGGUCGCUGGGAUAUGCACUGAUAUAUGUGUGCUGGAUUUUGUCUGUUCUGUUUUGUCUGCAAGGAAUCGUGGUUUCCUUCCUCCUCUGGAGAAUGUGAUUGUAUCUUCCCAAGCUUGUUCUACUUAUGAUGUUCCAUUACAUGUGGCCAAAACUAACAAGGAAGUGGUAUCCCAUCCACAGGAGGUGAUGCAUCACGUUGGCCUUUACAUAGCAUGGGGAAGGGGAGCCCAGAUAGCAUCAGAGGUGUUAUUUGAAUAGCAGAACUUUAAGUGUUUGGGGAUUGGAAUAAUUGAAUUGAAAGAACAUUAAUGCAUGUUUGGAAAUAAGUUUAUUUUGAGAAAAUAAUCGUUUAUGAUUUACAGCCUUGUAAUUUGAAAAAUAAGCGAUUAUUUGGAUGAAAAUAAUCUAAUCCAAACAUGCACUCAGGUGUCAGUCUAUAGGAGAAUUUGAAAAUGUACUUAAUUAAAAAAAUACCUAAUUUAAGAACAUGUUUGUUUCUUUUUUUAAAAACAGUUUUCUAUUUUUAAAAAUAAAAUAUAAUACUCUUUUUUUAAAAAUAGUUUUUUUUCUUAAAAAUAAAAUACAAUACAAAUUUGUAUUAUAUUAUAUUUUUAAAAAUAGAAAACUGUUUUUAAAAAGGAAAACAAACAUGCUCUAAGCCUUGUAGUGUAUUUGAACUUGUGUUUCAUUUCUAUUUUAACCUUGAAAAUUCAUGAACUUAUGUUUCAUUUCUAUUUAAACCU
Molecule: messenger RNA, 1425 nt
Organism: Abrus precatorius (Indian licorice)
Lineage: Eukaryota; Viridiplantae; Streptophyta; Magnoliopsida; Fabales; Fabaceae
Product: nicotinamidase 1-like
Exons: 5
Coding region: 218-940 (240 amino acids)
Biological process (GO): pyridine nucleotide salvage
Molecular function (GO): nicotinamidase activity
Source: RefSeq, a predicted model, not a curated record